UUUUUUUUUUUUUUUUUAAAUCCCUGUCCUCUCCCCAUCAACCCCCCUUUUCAAGGCAAACUUUUGGCAAUAGCAGAGAUAAUCGUUUCGUGCUCCGUUGAAUUUCUCCUCGCAAAUGUCUUUCGAGCAGGGGAGCCAUUAAAAAAAAAAAAAAAAAAAAAAAAAAGAUUACCAGAGAGCCCGCACCGGGAGCAGAGGAGAGACACUGGGAUCCCAAUAAAUAUGCAAAGUGAAGGCUCUGCUGAGCAGAUUUCUUGCAUUGCUUCCUGGGGGUGCUGAGAACCGCCCGGAAAAUCAUUCUGAUAUUUUUUUUUUUAAGUGCAUUUGGUUGUCUUUUUUUUUUUUUCCUGGGUGGUAUUUAUUUAUUUAUUUUUUAAAUUAAAAUCAUAAUAAGACUAAAGGACCGAGGAGGCAGCGAGGCGCUCGGUGACCGGCUCGGGAGGCUCGCCCGGGAGGUGAUCUGUAUGCAAGGUGCCUAGAACGGGGUGCGAGACAUGCAACCGGCAAGCAAGCUCCUGACCCUCUGCUUCCUCAUCCUGAUGGGCACAGAACUCACCCAAGUGUUGCCUACCAACCCAGAGGAAAGCUGGCAGGUCUACAGCUCUGCCCAAGAUAGCGAGGGACGUUGUAUAUGCACAGUGGUGGCACCUCAACAGACGAUGUGCUCGCGUGAUGCCAGGACAAAGCAGCUGAGACAACUAUUAGAAAAGGUGCAAAACAUGUCCCAGUCGAUAGAGGUGUUGGACAGGCGGACUCAAAGAGACCUACAGUACGUUGAGAAGAUGGAAAACCAGAUGAGGGGACUGGAAUCAAAAUUUAAGCAAGUGGAAGAAAGCCACAAGCAGCACCUGGCAAGGCAGUUUAAGGCAAUAAAAGCGAAAAUGGAGGAACUUAGGCCUUUGAUACCAGUGUUGGAAGAGUACAAAGCCGAUGCAAAAUUGGUAUUGCAGUUUAAAGAGGAGGUCCAGAAUCUGACGUCAGUUCUAAACGAACUCCAGGAAGAGAUUGGCGCCUAUGACUACGAAGAGCUUCAGAACAGAGUGUCAAAUCUUGAAGAAAGGCUUCGUGCAUGCAUGCAAAAAUUAGCUUGUGGCAAGCUGACGGGAAUAAGUGACCCAAUCACAAUUAAAACUUCGGGGUCCAGGUUUGGAUCAUGGAUGACGGACCCUCUUGCUCCCGAGGGAGAGAACAAGGUCUGGUACAUGGACAGCUACCACAACAAUCGCUUUGUCCGUGAAUAUAAAUCCAUGGCAGAUUUCAUGAAUACCGACAAUUUUACCUCCCACCGUCUCCCUCACCCAUGGUCGGGCACCGGUCAAGUGGUCUACAAUGGCUCUAUCUAUUUCAAUAAAUACCAAAGCCACAUAAUUAUCAGGUUUGACUUGAAAACAGAGACCAUUCUCAAGACUCGCAGCCUGGAUUAUGCCGGCUACAACAACAUGUACCACUACGCCUGGGGUGGCCACUCGGACAUUGACCUCAUGGUGGACGAGAACGGGCUGUGGGCUGUCUAUGCCACCAACCAGAACGCGGGCAACAUCGUCAUCAGCAAGUUGGACCCCAACACCUUGCAGAGCCUCCAGACCUGGAACACCAGCUACCCGAAACGCAGUGCCGGGGAAGCCUUCAUCAUCUGCGGCACGCUCUAUGUCACCAACGGCUACUCGGGAGGUACCAAGGUGCACUACGCCUACCAGACCAAUGCCUCCACCUACGAGUACAUCGACAUCCCCUUCCAAAACAAGUACUCGCACAUUUCCAUGUUGGACUACAACCCCAAGGAUCGGGCCCUCUAUGCCUGGAACAACGGGCACCAAAUACUUUACAAUGUCACCCUCUUCCAUGUCAUCAGGUCUGAUGAGUUGUAGUCCAUCCUUGUUUAGAAACUGAUUUAGGGGGGAAAAAAAAAAAAGGAAAAAAGGGAGAAACAAAUUUAAAAAAAACAGCCAACUAAUAUCAAGGAAACACACUUUAAAUAAGUAAAUAUAUUAACAGCUGCCAAAAUUAAGACCAACAUCAUGGAGGACUAUUCAGCAUAAACCUGACAGAUCAGCAUUACCUCUACAUUUCUAGAAGUCUGGCCCUGUGUUAUAGACUCACGAAUAACCAUGUGCUUGCAGCUGGAACUGCACUUCAAGAACCACUUGAGUUUGGGGUUUUGUUUUGUUUCUGUUCCGAUAGCAAACCUAUAGUACAUACUAAAGAAGUAAGGCAAUGACUGUUGAAAGUUUAUCCUUGGGAGACUCGCUCUCUUCUGUGUGUGGGUUGCAUGGACAUUUUUCCGACAUCACGGUCAGCUGUGAUGGAUGUGUGAUUUGUAUUUCUAAGCAGAAAAAGCUGACCCGUGAGGAGCUCUCGCUGUCUGAACAAGACCUAUCACAGGUUAGUUUUCCUCGCCUUCCAUUGCAGCUACUGUCUCUCAACUGUGUUCUUGUCACUUAGAUUAACUGUGCUGAGACCCGAAGUAGCUCAUGGAUCUGUGUCUUAGUAACUAUUAAACACGAUGGUUUAAGUAUGUAUUAUGAACAAGUUGUUGUACCCAUAUUGUUUGAACUUAUGUAUUCAGCAAAUAUAUUGUAUAAUGUAUGUCUGUUAUUUACCAGAGGUGGCAAAACUUUGUAUGUCCAGUUUAUGCAAUGAAUGUUGUAAAUGCAAUGAUGUAGUUUGGAUUAAUAAAUGAUGGCUUUGUUUCUAAAAAGAAAAAAAAAGAUCAGUGUUCACCCUUAUACACAGGUAACCAAUUUCAUGUUGAUAAUUACAAGAAUAUUCUCUUACUGUUAUACUAUCUACAUAGCAUUAUGGUGGAUGGAAGUGGCUUCUGUGGAAAUUCUGUGGCGUCAGAUUCCCCUGGGAAGCCCUGUUUAUGGAAGUGUGAAGGUAAUUAAUUUUUUUUUAAGAGGAAAACUUUGUACUAUCCACAGUUAUCUAAGGAACAAUAAAAAUAUUAGGAGACUUC
Molecule: messenger RNA, 2956 nt
Organism: Falco peregrinus (peregrine falcon)
Lineage: Eukaryota; Metazoa; Chordata; Aves; Falconiformes; Falconidae
Gene: OLFM1
Product: olfactomedin 1
Exons: 6
Coding region: 495-1868 (457 amino acids)
Biological process (GO): signal transduction
Source: RefSeq, a predicted model, not a curated record